Scheffersomyces coipomensis is the source of this 5603-nucleotide messenger RNA. RefSeq names its product clathrin heavy chain (gene CHC1). The coding region runs from base 412 to 5409 and encodes 1665 amino acids. Gene Ontology annotation, biological process: intracellular protein transport; Golgi to endosome transport; receptor-mediated endocytosis. The record is from RefSeq and is a predicted model, not a curated record. The transcript has a single exon. Gene Ontology annotation, cellular component: clathrin coat of coated pit; clathrin complex; clathrin coat of trans-Golgi network vesicle. Gene Ontology annotation, molecular function: structural molecule activity; clathrin light chain binding. NCBI's taxonomy places the organism in Eukaryota, Fungi, Ascomycota, Pichiomycetes, Serinales, Debaryomycetaceae.
UAUCGUAAGAGACCCCAGAUCUGUAUAGAUCUCCAUAAAUUGAGUGUUCACACGACUUUUAUUUAGGUCACUAUACAACAGCGACCACACAAAAAAAUAACUGAAGGUCGUUCGUUGGAAGUUAAACCAGCGUGGACAAUAUUUCGCAGGGGAUCAGAAAAACAACUCAAACUGAAAUGUUCAGUACUUAUUUACAACCCACUUAAGAAACCAAAGCUUUACUCAAUUGAAUCAUACUUCCUAGUACAUCAAUCAAUCAAUCAAAGGAAGACUAUAGGAAUUGAAGAGUAAUUGGAUUUCGACCCAAUUGUGUUUGUUUUUGAAUCUUAUUCUAUUCAUAUUUUUUUUAUAUUACAUCGUUAAUUGAUAGAGAUUAAUAGGGGUACAAUUUCAGAGAGAUCCACAUCAAUCAUGUCUGCUGAUAUUCCCAUUGACUUUAGUGAGUUAACCCAGUUGACUCAAUUAGGAAUCUCUCCAGGUUCCUUAGAUUUCAAAUCAACCACUUUAGAAUCUGAUCACUAUGUUUGUAUUAGAGAAUCCGGAGCAAAUGGAAAUACUGUUGCCAUUGUCGAUUUAAAGAAUAAUAAUGAAAUCACAAGAAAGACUAUGGCUGCUGAUAAUGCCAUCAUGCAUCCUGAUCAAUUUGUUAUCUCAUUAAGAGCUAAUGGUACUACUUUACAAAUCUUUAACUUAGGUUCUAAACAAAGAUUAAAGGCUUUUACUCUUGAUGAACCAGUUGUAUUCUGGAAAUGGUUGAAUAAUACCCAUUUAGGUUUAGUUACUGGAUCUGCCAUCUAUUAUUGGAAUGUAUUCGAUAAUACUGCUGAUGGUCCUAUCAGAUUAUCAGAAAGACACCAUUCUUUAAAUAAUGCUCAAAUUAUUAAUUUUGUUGCAGAACCAGAUUUAAACUGGUUUGCUAUUAAUGGUAUUGCUCAAGAAGAUGGACGUAUAGCGGGUCAUAUUCAAUUAUAUUCUAAGACUAGAAAUGUAUCCCAAGCAAUUGAAGGUCAUGUAUCUAAAUUUGCUUCAGUUAAAUUAAGUGGUGCUGCUAGCCCAACUAAAGUUUUCUGUGUGGGUAAUAAAAAUGCUCAAGGUCAAGGUAAUUUACAUAUAAUUGAAAUUGAUCAUGUCGAUGGUAAUCCUCAAUUCCAAAAAAAAACCGUUGAUAUUUUCUUCCCUAAUGAUGCUGCCAAUGAUUUCCCAAUCAGUUUACAAGCUUCUGAUCAAUAUGGUAUUAUCUAUGUUUUAACCAAAUAUGGUUUCAUUCAUUUAUAUGAUAUUGAAACUGGUGCUAAUUUAUUUGUCAACAGAAUUACUGCUGAAAAUGUUUUUACUGCCUCUUCAUUCAAUGAUGGAAAGGGUUUAAUUACCAUUAAUAAAUCAGGUCAAGUUUUAAGUGUUGAAGUAUCAAGAGAAAAAAUUAUUCCUUAUGUUUUGGAAAAAUUAGCCAAUGUUCCUUUAGCAUUAGCUUUAUCUUCUCGUGGUGGUUUCCCAGGAGCUGAAAACUUAUUCCAACAACAAUUCCAAAACUUUUUAAAUCAAGGUGAUUAUUCAAAUGCAGCAAAGGUAGCAGCAUCUUCUGAACAAUUAAGAACCCAAGAUACCAUUAACAAGUUGAAACAUAUAACACCUCAACCGGGUCAAAUUUCUCCAAUCUUGGAAUAUUUCUCCAUCUUAUUAGAUAGAGGAACCUUAAACAAAUUUGAAUCUAUCGAAUUAGCCAAACCAGUCUUACAACAAGACCGUAAACCACUUUUCGAAAAAUGGUUAAAAGAAGAAAAAUUAACUUCAUCAGAAGAAUUAGGUGACAUUGUUAAAUCUUAUAGUGAUACUGCUUUAGCUUUAGCUGUUUAUAUCAGAGCCAAUGUUAACAUUAAAGUUGUUUCUUGUUUAGCUGAAUUAGGACAAUUUGAUAAAAUCGUUCCUUACUGUGAAAAGGUUGGUUAUUUCCCAGAUUUCACCAACUUAAUUCAAAACUUAGUCAGAGUUAACCCUGACAAAGCUAGUGAAUUCGCUACUUCCUUAUUAGCUAAGCCAGAUAAUAACUUAAAUGUUGAAAACAUUGCUGAUUUAUUCUUUUCCCAAAACUACAUUCAACAAGGUACUGCUUUCUUAUUGGAUGCAUUAAAGAAUGAUUCUCCAGCUGAAGGUCAUUUACAAACUAAGGUUUUGGAAAUUAAUUUAUUACAUGCUCCACAAGUUGCUGAUGCUAUCUUAGGUAAUAAAAUGUUUAGUCAUUAUGAUAAACCAACCAUUGGUAAAUUAUGUGAAAAAUCAGGUUUAUUUCAAAGAGCUCUUGAACAUUAUGAUGACUUGAAAGAUAUCAAAAGAGUUAUUGUUCAUACCAAUGUUUUACCAAACGAUUGGUUAGUUGCCUAUUUCGGUCAAUUAAAUGUUCAACAAUCUGUUGCUUGUAUCAAGGAAUUGUUAAGUAACAAUGUUCAACAAAACUUACAAGUCAUUAUCCAAGUGGCUACUAAGUACUCUGACUUAAUUGGUCCAUUAGCUUUAAUUAAGAUUUUUGAAGAUUAUAAAUGUGUUGAAGGUGAAUAUUACUAUUUGUCUUCAAUUGUCAACUUAACUCAAGAACCAGAUGUUGUUUUCAAAUAUAUUCAAGCUGCUGCUAAAAUGAAUCAAACUAAAGAAAUCGAAAGAGUGGUUAGAGACAAUAAUGUUUAUAACGGUGAAAAGGUUAAGAACUUCUUAAAAGAAUUCAAAUUGGAUGAUCAAUUACCAUUAAUUAUUGUUUGUGACAGAUUUAACUUUGUUCAUGAUUUAAUCUUAUACUUAUACAAGAAUCAAUAUUUCAAGUUUAUUGAAGUUUACGUUCAAUCUGUUAACCCAGCCAACACUCCACAAGUUAUUGCCGGUUUAUUGGAUGUUGAUUGUGAUGAAAAUAUUAUCAAAAACUUGUUACUUUCUGUUCUUGGUAGAGUUCCAAUCAAGGAAUUGGUUGAAGAAGUUGAAAAGAGAAACAGACUUAAGAUCUUACUACCAUUCUUAGAAAAGACUUUAGAAGGUGGUUCAAACGAUCAAGAAGUUUACAAUACUUUAGCCAAGAUUUACAUUGAUUCUAACAACUCUCCCGAGAAGUUCUUACAAGAAAAUGAUAUCUAUGAUACUUUAGCUGUUGGUAAAUACUGUGAAAAGAGAGAUCCAUACUUAGCAUACAUUGCCUAUUCUAAAGGUGGUAAUGAUGAUGAAUUAAUUAACAUUACUAAUGAAAAUAAGAUGUACAAGUAUCAAGCUAGAUAUUUAUUAGCCAAAUCUGAUUUCAACUUAUGGAAUAAAGUUUUAGCUGAAGAUGAUAUUCACAGAAGACAAUUGAUCGACCAAGUUAUUUCUACUGGUAUUCCAGAAUUAAAUGACCCAGAACCAAUCUCUAUUACUGUUAGAGCAUUCAUGGAAAAUGAUUUACCACAAGAAUUAAUUGAAUUAUUGGAAAAGAUUAUCUUAGAACCAUCUCCAUUCAAUGAUAAUACUUCUUUACAAGGUUUAUUGAUCUUAACUUCUAUUAAAGCUGAUCCAUCCCGUGUUUCUCGUUACGUCGAAAGAUUAGACAAAUAUGAUCCUGAAGAAAUUGCUCCAUUAUGUAUUGACAAUCAAUUAUACGAAGAAGCAUUUGAAGUUUAUGACAAGUUUGAAUUAAGAACUGACGCUAUGAAAGUUUUAGUUGAUGAUAUCAUGUCAUUAGACAGAGGUGAACAAUAUGCUGAAAAAUACGAUACCUCAGAAUUAUGGUUCCAAUUAGGUACUGCCCAAUUAAAUGGUUUACGUAUUCCUGAAGCUAUCUCUUCCUAUGUUAAAUCUAAGAAUCCAUCUAACUAUGAACAUGUUAUUGAGAUCGCCGAACAUGCUGGUAAAGAAGAAGAAUUAAUUUCUUUCUUAGAUAUGGCCAGAGAAUCAUUAAGAGAACCUGUUAUUGAUGGUGCUUUAAUCAAUGCUUAUGCUUCUCUUGACAGAUUAAGUGAUAUUGAAAAGUUUGUUGGUGGUUCAAAUGUUGCUGAUUUAGAAACCAUUGGUGAUAAAUUAUUCGAAGCUAAGAAUUAUAAAGGUGCUAAGAUCUUAUAUUCCAAUGUUUCUAAAUAUUCUAAGCUUGCUACUACUUUAGUCUACUUGGAAGAUUACCAAGGUGCUGUCGAUUGUGCUAGAAAGGCUUCUAAUAUCAAUGUCUGGAAACAAGUUAACAAUGCUUGUAUUGAAAACAAGGAAUUCAGAUUAGCUCAAAUUUGUGGUUUGAACUUAAUUAUUGAUGCCGAAGAAUUACCAGAAUUGGUUAGAACCUACGAAUACAAUGGUUACUUUACUGAAUUAAUCGCUCUUUUCGAAAGUGGUUUAGGUUUAGAAAGAGCUCAUAUGGGUAUGUUUACUGAAUUAGCCAUCUUAUAUUCCAAAUAUUCUCCUGAGAAAGUAAUGGAACAUUUGAAAUUAUUCUGGUCAAGACUUAAUAUUCCAAAGGUUUUAACUGCUUGUGAACAAGCACAUUUAUAUCCAGAAUUAAUUUUCCUUUACUGUCAUUAUGAAGAAUGGGAUAAUGCUGCAUUAACAAUGAUCCAAAGAUCAGAAGUUGCUUUUGAACAUACUUCAUUUAAGGAAAUCGUUGCCAAAGCUACCAAUUUGGAAAUCUACUAUAAGGCCAUUCAAUUCUAUUUAAAUGAAAAUCCAUCCUUAAUAGUUGAUUUAUUAUCUGUCUUAACUCCUAAAUUAGAUUUACCAAGAGUUGUUAGAAUAUUUGUCAAGUCCGAUAAUUUGCCAUUAAUCAAACCAUUCUUAAUCUCCGUAUUAGAAAAGAAUAAUUCAGUUGUUAACACUGCUUACCACGAUUUAUUAAUUGAAGAAGAAGAUUAUAAAUCAUUAAGAUCUUCUAUUGAAAAUGAAUCUAAUAACAGAUUUAACAAAUUAGAUUUAGCUGAAAGAUUAGAAAAUCACGAUCUUAUUUUCUUUAGACAAAUUUCUGCUACCUUAUACUCUAAAGAAAAGAAGUAUAACAAGGCUAUUUCUAUUUUAAAGAAUGAUAAACUUUGGGGUGAUUUAAUAAGAACCGUUGCUAUUUCCAAAUCUAGUAAGAUUGCUCAUGAUCUUUUAGAUUACUUUGUUGAAACCGGUAAUCAUGAAUGUUUCGUGGCAUUAUUAUAUACUUCCUAUGAAUUUAUUUCAUAUGAUUACGUUCUUGAAGUUUCUUGGUUACAUAACUUAGGUAAUUUCAUUAAACCAUAUGAAAUCUCUAUCGCUAGUGAAAACCAAAAGAGAAUUAAUGAAGUAUACCAAGAGUUUAAAGACAGAAAGAAUGCUGAAAAGGAAGAUGAAGAUAAACCAUUAGGUCAACCAUUAAUGAUUACCAAUGGCCCAAUUGGAAUUAAUGGACUUGGAUAUCAACCUACUGGUGCUGGAUUUGGUAACUCGUUCUAAUCGAUACCAGUUUAAAUCAUGAUUUGUAAAAAUUACCAUUUUAAAAAUACUUUUUUUUCUCAUUUAAAAAUAAGGUUAUUAUAAACUACUUAAAAGUGCCUUUGAUAAAUUUUAGUUUUACGUUUUAUAUUUGUUUUAUAUUGUGUUUUCCUUUUCUAAAAAAAAUGAAAUUCAUUUAUGUUAUAUAUUCAUAU